GUUCCCUUCUCAUACGCCACCAUGUCGCGACGGCGACCCGGCGACCCCAUGGAUCAGAGCAUGGAGGAGCAGCUGGAUAUCUCGAAAUUCACUGGAAAGUUCGACGUCACAGAGUUCGUGGGCUCAGUCUCCGAGAAGCUCAUCGCGCAGUCGAAGGAGAACUCUGGACCCUUCGACCCCAAACCCUUCAUCCGGUCCUUCGAAGCGGCUGUAGACCAGCUCAUCUCGAUCCGCAAGGAUGUGCAGGCAAAGACGGAGCAGAUGGAGAAGAGUGUGCGCGUCUCGGAGCGGGAGUACUCGAAGAAGAUGGACGGCCUGAAUCGCGGGUUCGAGACAGUCGGCAACUCCUUCUCCGGCAUGGAGAGCCGCAUGAACGAAGUCAGCAGUAAUGCUAUCCGGAUUGGCGAGCAGCUGGAGACCGUGCACAUCGAGCGCCAGCGCGCGCAGGCCGCCUACGACCUCAUCGAUUUCUACAACCAGUUCACGCGCGGGGACACCACACGGCUCGACGCCAUGCGCAAGGAGGGAAGACAAGGCCGCAGGCAGGUCGCCGUUCUGCUCCGCCGCCUGAGCACCGUGGCGAAGGAGGUGGACCUGCCGACGGCGGACAAGACGCGGGAGAACAUCGAGAAGUACUGCGAGAAGUUCGAGAAGGAGAUGCUGAACUUGUUCGAUCGGUGCUAUAGGAAGGGGGAUCCGAAAAUGAUGCAUCAUUGCGCGCAGACAUUGCUGGAGUUCAAUGGCGGCUCCUCUUGCGUACAGGUCUACGUCAACCAGCAUGACUUCUUCAUCAACAACGUACGAGAGUGGAAAGACGCGGAAGACACCCAUCUAUGGGAGACCGUCUCAGACCCUGACGAAAGUCCGCCAAAGACGGAGAAAGGAUUAGGGGAGCUCUUCCAUGAGAUCCGUUCGACAGUAGAUACGGAAUCGCAGAUCGUGAAGGCCGUCUUCCCCAAUCCACCUGUCGUCAUGCAGGUCUUCCUGCAGCGUAUUUUCGCGCAAUCCAUCCAACAACACAUGGAGCAACUCCUUCAUCGCGCCACCGCCCUCUCUGACCUCGCCUAUCUUCGCGUCUUGCAGCUCGUGCAUUUACAAGCCUCAACCCUCGUCGAGGACCUCAAAACCUACGAGUUACCAAACGUUGCCCCGCGCACACCCCUCGAGUCUGGAGAAUUCCGCCGCUCCCUCCCCGCAUCCUCCAUCACAACUGGCACCUCCACCUCCAUGGUCGGCAUGCUAGAGACUGCCAUGGAAGAGCUUUUCGUCCCCUACACGGAAGGCCAGCGCUACCUCGAGCGCGAAAGUCGCAGUCUCGGUGCGCUGUACUCCGGCCUACUCGCCGACUUCACGCGGUACCACGAGAAGACGCAGAAAGGGAAGCCCACGAUGUUCGACCGUAUGGUGAACCAGCUGAGCGCCGCGGCGCAGAACUCGGGUGGUGCGACGGCGACUUCUGCGCAAACUGCCGCGGCGGCGCUGAUGCGGUUCGGUGGGAUACAGAAGGAGCAAGACAAGUCGGGCGAGGAGCCGGUGAAGGAGGAGGAUGGCGAGCUGAAGGUCGACAUCGCGGAGAAGAUGCUGAAGUGGCAUGCGGAGGCUAUCGGCCGCUGCGUUGAGUUAAGUCCGCCGAAUGAUGUGGCGAAGAACACGUUUGCGCUGCUGCGAGUACUCGCGGAGGCCAUUGGUAACGCGUACAUCGAGGCUGCCAUCGAGACUGCGCAGAACCGUCUUGAUACAGCAGACACGAAGGCAGAGCCGAGUCUCCAGCCCUUAAGCAUCCUUCGCCAGGUCGCAUUGAUUUGCCAUUUAUGGCAACAAUAUGUCAAUACUGCACUCCUCCCCCUCGCAAGCUCGUCUGUCACUACAAGGCGAGAGAUGGUCAUGUUCAACAACCAGACUAUCAGCCGAUUAGAAGGUGGCGCAAACAAUCUGCUACAGAAGGUCACCGAGUCGGUGAUCAACUGGCUGUCCCAACAGCUGCGCAAGCAGAACAAGAACGACUUCAAGCCGCGCAAUGAUGACAUCUCAUUUGCACGAGUCAACACGGAGCCGUGUGUCGCCUGCUGUGAUAUGCUAGAGAAGGUCAGAAAUGCGGCCAAGCAACAUCUGAGUGGGAAGAACCUCGAGGUCUUCCUUACUGAGGUCGGCGUGGCCUUCCAUGGCCUCCUCCUCGACCAUAUGCGCAAAUUCCCGGUGAGCGCCACUGGCGCACUCAUGCUCACCAAGGAUAUCAAGUCGUAUCAGGACGCUAUCGCAGGCUUCGGUAUUCCCGCGCUCUUCGAACGUUUCGAAUUCCUGCGGCAGCUAGGCAACAUCUACCUCAUUCCGCCCGAGACGCUCAAAUCCUACAUCACUGAGAACUACCUCGGACGGGUGGAUGCGGAGCUGCUCAAGCCAUAUCUUGCUCUACGCUCAGACUGGGGCUCCGUCGAGAAGGGCUUCGCGGCAACGCCGGGGCUGGACGGUGCGGCACCGGAGGCCGAGGAGAGCCGUAGUCGGUUCGGGAGGCUAAGUGUUAUGAUGAAGGAGCUAGAGGGCCUGAAGCUGACGGAGGGAAUCAACAUGCCGGCGAUGCCUGCUAUGCCGAGCAGUCUGACGGGGAACUUCACACUGAACUCGCUUAGUGCAUUUAGGUGAACAUGAGUAGGUAUCCUGCAUUGCAUCACAUCUUGGACACUCGUUCAGUGUACGACCCAUUGCGUGCAAGAUCCCCCGCAAUGCUUGAGACUGCCAGUAGUAUUCCGUUCUCGAUUGGUGUAAGACGUGCAAUAUGGUCAGCGCAUAACUUCCGACAUACAGAACGCCUGCAAAAUUUCGGUCCUGGUGCGCGGCACGGUUCCUUGGCAUGGACUUUCUCUGCGGAUGAGCGCCGUCGGUUUAGAGGCGUCUUGACUGCUGACAGUCUCUAAAGCCUACCGCGAAGGUCCUAAC
Molecule: messenger RNA, 2934 nt
Organism: Schizophyllum commune H4-8
Lineage: Eukaryota; Fungi; Basidiomycota; Agaricomycetes; Agaricales; Schizophyllaceae
Product: exocyst complex component Sec10
Exons: 13
Coding region: 22-2640 (872 amino acids)
Biological process (GO): Golgi to plasma membrane transport; exocytosis
Cellular component (GO): exocyst; cytoplasm
Source: RefSeq, a predicted model, not a curated record